This is a messenger RNA of Neocloeon triangulifer, 597 nucleotides long. RefSeq lists its product as uncharacterized. Gene Ontology annotation, molecular function: phosphoprotein phosphatase activity. The record is from RefSeq and is a predicted model, not a curated record. Lineage: Eukaryota; Metazoa; Arthropoda; Insecta; Ephemeroptera; Baetidae. The transcript has 3 exons. Bases 1 to 597 code for a protein of 198 amino acids.
AUGAAUCGUCCGGAGCUGUCUGAGGAAAACCUUGAACUCAUCCAGAAAAAGGCUGAAAGCUAUAAAAUCAAAAAGCUUUGCCGGCUUACAAAGAGCAAGAAGCUUCUCAUUUUAGACUUGGACCAUACUCUUAUCAACGAUAAGUGGGACGAUUACAUUCCCCUUCAGAGACCUUUUCUUCAUGACUUAUUGAAGGGGGUUUACAAAAACUAUAAUAUUGCUACUGAAUCACCCAUGUCUCGUAUCAUGGAGGUUUUGGGUGAAAUGAGGAUGACGAACCACAAGGACUACAGGAAGGCCGUGGUUAAAGUUAAGGACUCGGAAGGCUCCUGGGAUAGGUGCAAGCCGCUUAGAAUCAUCUGGCAUGAACUUAGGGAAUUUGGCCCGGAAAAUACCAUCAUUAUCGACGACAUAAGAGAAAACUUUCUCAUGAACCCUCAGUCUGGCUUGGCUAUAAGGAAGUUUAACAACCAGAAGAAUGAUGAAGAGCUGAAGAAGCUGGCCAAGUAUCUGAAGAAAAUAUCUAGCCGCGGUAGCUUCAAAAAUUUGGAACAUUCAAACUGGGAAAAGCUCUCCAAAAUUAUUGAUCAAUGCUAA